Drosophila teissieri is the source of this 1384-nucleotide messenger RNA. RefSeq lists its product as uncharacterized. The coding region runs from base 809 to 1384 and encodes 191 amino acids. Lineage: Eukaryota; Metazoa; Arthropoda; Insecta; Diptera; Drosophilidae. The record is from RefSeq and is a predicted model, not a curated record. The transcript is spliced from 3 exons.
CUUCACAAAAAAGUGAAAGAUAUCUAACUAUAAAGCCGCCUCAAAUGUUUAAAAUCUUGAAAUUUGUGCGCAUAUACCUCAAAGUAUGUUAAUAUUUAAAGAUUUAUGGUUAAAUAUUAUACCAAAGGGAAAUUUUUGUUCGAGUUUUGAAAUACUUUUCUGAAAAGGUCACAACUCGUUGGGAGUUGAGGCAGGCAGUGAACAAUAACCUCCCCAAAAAAUUGAUUUUUUUCAGGCUGUACAUGUGCAGUGCGCGUUUGUGUUGGUAACUUCCGGGAGAUAAGUUUGUUUAUAAUCGGCUGUUCCAUAAGUUAUAAAAAGAUUGCAAUACUUUCAAUGGUUAUUUUCAGUUUUGUGCGAUAAGUCGCUGUUUUGACUACAAAUGUUAUAUUCCGUCAUUUUUGAGUCAUAAUUAUUUUCUGUCUGACCCCGUGCAAUCUUCAUUUUAUUAGCUAUACAAUACAAAAUCGGACUUUGUCCACUCGUUCGACGUGGCGUAUGAUUAAUCUGGGGGAACGCUCGUUAUAUUUGAUCCAUUCCUCCAGGCAUUCUACGUUUUAAGUUAGUUAACAAUAACAUUUUGUGCCGGACAGUUGCAAGUGCUCCAUGAUUAAGUUGGAUAAUAAAUAUAUUAAGCAUACUCACCUCACAGGACGAAACACAGAAGGGACUAGAACACAAAGUGCUGAUAUAAAGUUAAGACGUCCAGAUUAUCUCGGCGUACUUAUAGAAAUAAGCGAUACUGCGACAGUCGCAUUGGAAUUCUAUAAAGCAGCGUGUAUGCGUCGAAAAAGGGCAGUUCUAUAAAAUGAAUAAGGCAAUGUACUUCCAUCUCCUCAUUGUUUGGCUGGCUGUACUGUUAUCAGCAAAUGGUACUCCACUGGAGCCAAAUGCGGAAAAUGCUUGCGAAUUUAUCAGAAAUGUUGCCAAAUUUGAAGACGAGGAGAAUGAUUGGUGGGAAAAGAGUAAAAAUUUAGCCAAUUCUAUUCUGGAGACUCAAAUCAGAUAUAAACAAUCAUAUCGUUCCUGUACGCAACAGGUUGCUUCCCUCCAAAACCUGAAAAAUCGUGGAAAUGACUUAAGUGCAUCCAGUCCUUGGGCACAAAGAAUUGAAUAUCUCAACGCAUCCUCACAGGAAUAUCAAGGGGGUCCUUGUGCUGAUGGGGAACCGUAUAGUUACAUAUAUUCAAGAGACAUAAAAGACAUGAAAGCCGAUAUACGCGAAUUGAGUCAAAGUGUAAAAGACCAAAACGAAUAUCAUAAUUUCGUGGCACAAGUUGAUACGAAUGUGGAUACGAUUAGAAAUGUUUUAUCUGAGUUCUCUAUUCCCACGCUGAAGUACUUAACACGGUUUCCUUUAACAAAGUGUACUCUUCCCAAUUAA